AUGGACGAUCCUGGAUUAAUAUUCUUUGAACAAACAAAGUUUGCUCUAAACAUGAUCUCCAUUAUCGGACUAGGUCUUGUCAAAUCGUCGAUUUUGGUGUUAUACAAGAACAUCUUUGACGUACGAAAGUUUCGCAUCGUGGUAUACUGCGUGCUUGCCUGUGUCGAAACCGUGCCGAUGUUUUUGGCCCUACUUUACACGGGUGUCUUCGCAGACAUUGUCAUCCUUAUUCUUCCUAUCCCGAUGGUUUUGAGUGUCAGAAUGGAGGCCAAGAAGAAGCUAGCUGUAAUCGUAAUGCUUUCACUUGGAGCUGCCUACGGAUACGGAUCAUCAGGUCACGGUUUUGGCUCAUCCGCGCUGAACGGCACCACGAAAAGUACAACGUUUGGCGGCAAGCUGGUACGCAAGCCAUACCAGGAGAUUGACGAGAUCGAGCUGACGGCGCGCUCUGAAGGUCCUUCUACGCCUCCCGAAGACGCCUCAACACUAGGCAAGCGCGGUAUCACGAAGGAAAUCACAAUUCACCAGACGUUGGGAUGA
Molecule: messenger RNA, 540 nt
Organism: Alternaria incomplexa
Lineage: Eukaryota; Fungi; Ascomycota; Dothideomycetes; Pleosporales; Pleosporaceae
Exons: 6
Coding region: 1-540 (179 amino acids)
Source: RefSeq, a predicted model, not a curated record